Echinops telfairi (small Madagascar hedgehog) is the source of this 420-nucleotide messenger RNA. RefSeq names its product ras-related protein Rap-1b-like. Gene Ontology annotation, molecular function: GTPase activity; GDP binding; GTP binding. The record is from RefSeq and is a predicted model, not a curated record. Gene Ontology annotation, biological process: Rap protein signal transduction; cellular response to cAMP; negative regulation of synaptic vesicle exocytosis. Gene Ontology annotation, cellular component: plasma membrane. The coding region runs from base 1 to 420 and encodes 139 amino acids. The transcript has 3 exons. Lineage: Eukaryota; Metazoa; Chordata; Mammalia; Afrosoricida; Tenrecidae.
AUGAACAUCCAAUUUGUGGAGGGCUAUGGGGGAUGUGCGGGAGGUGUUGGAAACUCUGCUCUGACCGUACAGUUUGUUCAAAGAAUUUUUGUUGAAAAAUAUGAUCCUACGAUAGAAGAUUCUUACAGAAAGCAAGUUGAAGUAGAUGCACAACAGUGUAUGAUUGAAAUCUUGGAUGAUACUGAUGAUGUUCCAAUGAUUCUGGUUGGUAAUAAGUGUGACUUAGAAGACGAAAGAGUCGUAGGAAAGGAACAAGGUCAAAAUCUAGCACGACAAUGGAACAACUGUGCAUUCUUAGAAUCUUCUGCAAAGUCAAAAAUAAAUGUUAAUGAGAUCUUUUAUGACCUAGUUCAGCAAAUUAACAGAAUAACUCCUGUGCCUGGGAAGGCCUGCAAAAAGUCAUCGUGUCAGCUGCUUUAA